ACAAACAAAGCACAAGAUAUCUUGGCGUUCAAUUACGUGCAAGGAGUGCCUUAACAGACACAACUUGAUGGCCAAAAUAAUUUCAAAGGAUAUGUGAAAAGCAAGAAGUAGCAACCAGAUCAAAUAAAUAUGGCUGAACUGAACAUCCAUUUCCCACAAACAGUAUGGCUCAACAUAAUCCGGACCCUAUGCUGUCAGCUAUUGCUGUCCUUUCUGGCAAUGACCAGGCAGAAAAUAGCGUUCGACUCACCGUCGAACGACAUGAAGAUGAAGAAAUACAAGAUUCAUGGAGUAGUUUUGCAGAAUCAGAAUCACAGGCAAGAGGAGAAGAGCGGCCUGACAAGAAAAUAACUCUGUUUGCCUUAAGGCUGGCCCUUUUGGAGAAGGCUGCGAGCGUGCUGGGAACUCUGGGCUUCAUCUGGGCCACCGUUGUCCUCCUCGGAGGCUUCGCAAUUACUUUAGAAAGGGCGGACUUCUGGUUCAUCACGACUAUACUCGUAAUUGAAAGCACGCGAAUCUUUAGCCGCAGCCACGAGCUCGAAUGGCAGCACGAGACUACGCUGUCCGUGGCGGAUCUCAAGAAGGACGCAAAACUGGCAAGCUGCAGAUUUUACAGGGCUUCCUGCUCUUUUCUCGAGCCUAUUUUGAGACCCUUUUCGGCCUUCAAAAUAAGCAAAGGUGAAGACAAUAAUAAUAAUAACAGAGCGCCACAGAGUGCAAAUUCUUCCGAUCAAGGUGUAUUGCGAAGAUGGUCUUCUUCGAAUGUUCAGUUGCUGCCUUAUGCCAGAUGGUUUUCUGUUUCCAAGGAGGUGAGCAAGCUGCUUUUUUGGUCACAGCUGUUGUCCGCUAUGACAUGCGUGGUGCUGUCUGUGUACAGACUCGCCGAGCAGGACUUUGGCGUGGUGUCGGGCAGCGAUAAGAAGAAUCGGAGAUCCGCCUUGAAUAUCUUCUACGGGCUGUCCUUGGCCGAGGCGCUUUUGUUCUUGCUGGAGAAGGCCUAUUGGCAAUGGAAGAUUAUUGCAGGAAAACUCUUAGUCGAGGUGAACCAAGAAUACGGGUUCGACCCCCCGGAAGUCCCCGCGGUUCGGCGGUUUUUCUACGACGCAUAUUUCCGGUGCGUCAAUGGCAGCGUUUUCGACGGUUUGAAGAUGGACUUGGUGUCCUUUAGCGUAGAGCUUCUCAAGUCCGGUUCCGCCCAUGGUCAGGUGACCGGCGCUCGCCUGUUAUCUUCAUUUCUCAAGGACCGUCGCUUUGAGCAAGAGACGCUGAGGACGAUAGGGGCUAUGCCGGAUUUGGUCGGGCGCCUGGUCGAAAUGCUGAAUUGGAGGAACCCUCGCGAGCAAGAGAUUCGCAGAGCGGCGGCUGAGAUUAUUUCUUGUCUUGUGAAAGAGAAGCGGAAUUCCCUUCGAGUAGCCCGGAUCCCUGGGGCUUUACACUCAAUUACUUCACUGCUUCGUGAACCGCAAGGGGAAAUCCAGCCGUAUGACUACUUAGGUUUUAGUCUGUUAGGGCUUCAGAUCCUCAAUAAUUUAGCAAAGCACCCUGGAAAUUGUGGCAAGAUCGGAAGCAACGAAAAGCUUCUGCUGAGGAUCAAUGAAUUUACAGAUAUAAAGGUAAAUUUUGAGUCCGAAGCACGAAUUCAAAAUGUAAAGCUAUCUCUGAUUUUGCUGAAAAUGCUUGCUAGCACUAAGGGCGCAGCAGGGGAAGUGUUGAGAAAACGGUUCCUGGAAAUUGUCUUCACAAUAAGCAAUCUAAGAGAUGUUCUUUUGUACCGAGGAAUCAAUCAUGUGCAGCUACAAACCCUAGCUGCUGAGACUCUGUCGAACCUUGCUAUGGAAGAUGAGGGCAGAGUGAGCAUCGGAAGCACUGGCGGAGUGAUGGAUGUUCUCUUUUCUCUAUUUUUCACGCACAGUGACGAGGAGACAAAGAAGCUGGUUUCCAAGGCCGGUGAAGCCCUUACCCUGCUCUCUCUUGAAAAUAAACAGAACUGCCGAUCAAUGAUAAAGCUUAAAAGCAGUCAAUGUGGCGACUGCGACAAUGUGAUCACAGUCUUGAUCGCUGCGCUAAGUGAUUCUUUUCAGGGAGUACACGCAGCAAGAAUCCUUCGAAACAUUUGUGAGUACGCCGAAACAGAUCAUGAGCAACUAAGGGAAGUCUCUGCUGCAGCGGCGAAGGUGGUGAAGCUUGUACUGGAAGAACAAGGCACAUUUCAGGAAGCAAGCAUGGGACUGGCGGCUCAAAUCUUCAAAUUCCUCAGCAAAACAGAUAUGGAUUCUGUGUUUGAAGAAGCAGCGACGACAAAGGAUGCGCUCCUAAUGCAUUUAGUGGAGAUCUUGCGUAGUCACUCGCGUCCAUCGACUAGCUUUCCCAAUAUUAGGAGAUUUUGCAUUGAGCUUGCGAUUUCAGUGCUUCAAAAGGACAAAGAAUGUUUUGGCAUGGAAAAACUAGUAUUGAAGGCUGCUGUGGAGAACGUAAUGGAAACGACAUCGGAGAUAGAGAGGUACAGUAUCUUAUCAGGGAGCAUAGGCCUCGCCAGACACCGCAUCACCAUUCAUUCUCUCCUACAAACCGCCUUAAGAUUGCUUUCUGCUUAAUAAAUAAACUGGAAUUCCAAAUUUAUGUAAUAAGAUGUCUGCAGUAUUAUAGAGUUUCUAUCAGAUGAAUCAGGGUUCAAAUUCAGAGUGACAUAAACGAAGCUUCGACUUUUCUCAAGCAUUGUUAUGGAGGAAAUGCUUUUUCACAUAAAUAAAGCUGGGCUUCCAUGAUGGAACACGCAGCUUGUUAAAUUCGACACUGUAAGCAGUAUAGUCCUGGAAAUAUUGGCGGUGUAUACCAUUGACUACUAAAUUGCAGGGUAUAAAUCGACCCGUUCCUGUCAUGUAAGAAAACCGUAUUUAACUAAAUAAUAUUAUUAAGAGAUGCCUAUUUUUCA
Molecule: messenger RNA, 2932 nt
Organism: Cryptomeria japonica (Japanese cedar)
Lineage: Eukaryota; Viridiplantae; Streptophyta; Pinopsida; Cupressales; Cupressaceae
Exons: 2
Coding region: 165-2594 (809 amino acids)
Source: RefSeq, a predicted model, not a curated record